ACUAUGUUCAUUCAAUCUAUGUUCAUUCUAAAAAGUGUUCCACGUGCUAAUUUUCCGUGUGUCAAGGUGAUAUGAUAUUAAAAGUAUAGAAAAAGAGAGCAAAAUACUUCCCAAAAUCCAUUUGUAUUUAAAAUAAACAAUCUUUGUUGUGAUAUUCGAUGAGUAGGGGAAAAUUUACAACAGGCAAUUCCAUCUCCAGCCUCCUCCUCCUCCUCCUUCUCUUUCAGCAUGGCCCAGGCAUGGGGGCAAACCCAAGGGUAAACCUUUCUAGGAGUCAAGUCCUAGAAAUGUACAGAUGAUCUAACAUGUCCGCAAAAUCACGGAGUUUUGAAUUUUAGGAAUGAAAACAGCAGCUAUUGGCAAGAGUUUCAAACGGGUUAACUAAAGAUUUUGGAGAUACUCCAGCUACUCAAAUUAAAGAAGGGACUUGGAUUUUAUUUCCAUACUCAGGCACAAACGCAAACUGUCGCUUGUCACUUCUGUUGCCAAGACUAGUCCUAACGACGUUUAAGGAGAAGCCCUAACUUGGCACCUUUCGAGUAACGAUGCUUCGAGCGGCAUCUCGAGAAGAAAUUAAUGGCUGAGAGAUCAGCUUGGCGGCGAGGGGACAACAAGAGCAGCCGCUGAAAGGCACCGCGACGCUUCCUUCCAGCCGCCUCUAGCGCGGCCUCCAACGGCAGCCCAGCACCGCUUUUAAAGACGCCAUUUCCCGACGUCCUCGGGCCCUCUCGGGGCCCAGGGGCGCUCAGCCAACUCUCCGUCUCCUCCUUCCACUUCAGCGGAGAGAAGCCGGCCGAGAUCCGUAGAAGGAUCGCGGGAGAGGAGAAGGCUUCCGUGUGUGGCGUUUCUAGGAAUUAGAGGACGGUCCCUGACGCGCCCAAUCCCCGGCCUGAGAGAAAAAAAGAGCGAGCGAACCGUGCCGGCCUGGCCAUGAGUUACCUCAGAGGAGACGCCGGGGCCGUCAGGCCUCUGUUAGACUUAUGCCUUUUUUGCUUAACAAGAAACAUAUCCAGAUAUGCUGCAGAUAUUAAGCCUUUGCCUCCCAACAUCAAAGAUAAACUAAUUAAAUCGUUGAGUGUCCAAGGGUGGAUAACUGAUUCCAAUAUUAAUACGAUUCUUCACCCGGCAGUGGAAGCACUGGAUCUUCGGGACUGUGAUGUUUCAGAUAAUGCCCUCCUACAGCUUUGUAACUGCAAGCAGCUUAAAAAAAUAAACUUAAAUGUUUGGAAAGACAACAGAUCAACCAUCACUUCAGAAGGUGUUGUAGCUCUUGCUUUGUCGUGCCCCUAUUUAUAUGAAGCCUCUUUCAAAAGAUGCAGCAAUCUUACGGACAGUGGAGUCAUUGCUCUUGCCCUAAACUGCCCACUUUUACAAAUAGUGAACAUUGGUGGAUGCUCCAGUAUCACUGAUGCAUCAUUGCAAGCACUUGGGCAGAACUGUAGAUGCUUGCAUAGUGUGGAUUUUUCAUCUACCCAAGUUACUGAUGAUGGUGUAAUAGCACUUGUUAGUGGAGAGUGUUCAAAUAAUUUAAAGGAGAUCCAUAUGGAGCGGUGUGUAAAUUUGACAGAUGUUGCUGUGGAAGCAGUCCUCACUUACUGUCCAAGGAUAUACAUUCUUCUGUUCCAUGGGUGUCCACUGAUAACAGAUCGCUCCCGAGUAGCCCUGGAACAGUUAGUUGGACCGAAGAAAUUUAAGCAAGUUUCAUGGACUGUUUAUUGAUUUUUAGGCUUGUCUCCUUAUUUAAAGUUCUCACCACCGCCUGUUUUUUUUUAAGGAAAGACCCACUUCUAGAAAGUCUUGUUAUCUCAGAAUGUUUUGAGUUCAGUGGUUUUCACCAAUGGGCACAGUUGAUGUUCAUGUUGUCCAAAAGUGGUUCCGUUCAAUGUUCUCUCUUUUGAUGUUAUGAAAGGAACUUUUUGAGUGUUUGCAGAAGAGCAACACAUGAAGGCUGUAACACAUGUGCAAGCUUCAUGACAUUCCAGAUAUUACAUUCUGCUCUUACAGAGGGCCAAAGUGCAAGAAGUGGAGUGAGCUAACCAACAAGAUGGGGGAACAAGUGCUGCAUUGGCAUCUUGGAGUGCCACUUGCUCAGCUCUCACUGGAGGGAACCUUUGAUCGAUUGAGGUAGCAUUUAUAACUGGAACUAGAUGUUCUUCAUGCAGCUUCUCGUGUUUAAAUAAAAGCAUGGCUUAUAUACAAA
Messenger RNA from Pogona vitticeps (central bearded dragon), 2200 nucleotides. RefSeq names its product antagonist of mitotic exit network 1 homolog (gene AMN1). Gene Ontology annotation, molecular function: protein binding. Gene Ontology annotation, biological process: SCF-dependent proteasomal ubiquitin-dependent protein catabolic process. Gene Ontology annotation, cellular component: SCF ubiquitin ligase complex. The record is from RefSeq and is a predicted model, not a curated record. NCBI's taxonomy places the organism in Eukaryota, Metazoa, Chordata, Lepidosauria, Squamata, Agamidae.